AUGCUAAUAAGCGCCUAAGCGUGAACUUUGAGCCGCCAAAACAAGAGAUAAGUUGGCAUCCAUUUUACCUCUAGGAAUUCAUUCGGAUUGAAGAAUUUUGGUUACAAAUCUUUGCAUCUCUUAUUCAAUAUGUCUGGAAGUGUAAGAAAGCCUCCGAAGGAUCAGAUAGAUCCAGUCGAGAGAAGAAGAGAAAGAGAUUACAAGAAAGAAGCAGAGGAAGAAAAUUUGUGGGAAAGCAUAGUACAGCCAGCAUUCGCGGAGUUUGCAGGAACCUUUUUUUACGCCUUCAUGGUAUGCUUGGCCGUUACAGCACACGAUUUAUUGGAUUAUGCUAUUGCAAGUGGUCUCGGAAUAGCAGCACUUUGCAUCAGUUUCGUCAAUAUCAGUGGUGGUCACUUCAACCCUGCGAUCAGUUUGGCAGCCUUCGUGUCUGGUGGGCUUCACAUCGUAAAUCUCUUAUGCUAUCUUCCUCUUCAGCUGAUAGGUGCCGUUCUUGGUGCAGCAUUCGUAAAGGCCGUCAUCUAUGCAUCAUCUUACGAGGAGAUCAAGGGCGGAGCCUCGGUGUUCCGUGGCAACCAUCUCGUCAAUGGCUUCAACGACUGGAUGAAGGUCAAUAACUGGGAUACCUCCCCAUACCUUGCCAUGAUCACAGAGACCCUCCUUGCUACGAUGGUUGUCAUGGCAUAUCUCCAAGCCAACGUCGAUGAUCGCCGGGCAGGCAAGAAGAAGGACCCGAUGGUGUAUGGCAUAGCCAUUGCUUCGGUGACAAUUGCCUCAUUCUACACAGCAGGAGGCGGCUUCAACCCCGCCGUGAGUUUUGGUAGCGCCAUUGUUUCCGAUACAUGGGAUGCCCAUUACAUCUACUGGGUUGGACCCAUGGCUGGAGCAGCAAUAGCUUCACUUUUCUUCAGGAUCUUGCUUGGAGACGAAGAUCAUCGUUUGCUGUGCUAGGUUGCCCAGAGACACAUUGGCCCAUAUUCUGAACUCUUGCUUAAUCUAAACCUUGGUCUAAAGUUGUGGUUUUACUAUGGAAAGCUAUCGAAGCUAUGGAAAGCCAAUUUCAAAAAAUUGUAGGUUCCAUUUGUCAGCACAUUUACUACUCAAUUCAUUCAUAACUGUCUGUGUAUAAUAACAAUCAAAGUUUUCUUCACCAUUGAGGCAUGGGGAAAUAAAGUCAUAGAACAUGACAAACUAAGUAAACAACAUUUAGGCAUGUUUGGCUUCCAAUAAUUUUUUGAAGAAUUAGACCAUGUAAUAAGACAAACUGGACUUUGGAAUAUGGGCCAUAGAAAUCAAAUUUGUAAGCAAGAUAUCUAAAGGGAAAUAAAGUAAAACGGCAUACAUUCGAAAAAAAACUUAUACAAUAGCUUUUGCAUCACAUAUAAAAUAUUUCCCAAAGUUGUAAGACUUGCUAAUUGAUGAAAAUUCAAAGUCGUGUAAUAUACUUGAAUAAAACAUGGAUGCAUAUUUAUAAGUAUUUGAAUGUGACACUUGGUGGUGUUGGUAAAAAUUAUUGGAGCAUACAAUAAAUGAGAUAUAAAAUUAGAACAAGACAAAUUCAAACACUGGAAAGUAAGGUUAGUAAUAUUAGAAAUUUUACUGUAUUUAUAUGAUAAGGUAUUGUACCAUGAGUCCACAUUGAUGAUAAAUUGUGGUUUUUUUCUUAAAGUUUCCAUUCCUAAAUUCAUGAGUGUUCUAAGCUUACUUCAGCUCCUCUGAAAUUGCUAUCACAUGAAAUAUAAGAAUUCAAAUCACAUAGUUUUAAAGUUUCAUGGACGUCAAUACAUUAUAAACUCAAAUUAAUACCUAUAGACAAAGUAUGUAAUGUAUUAUGUAAAAAAAAAAUAACCAAGGUUUGUGAAUAGCAUGAUCCAAUCUAUGCUUUUAAUAUUAGUUUGUUCAUUUUCUUUAUUAUUCUAGCUUGCCUUGCCUUUUGUAGGAAAACCUAAUAAAGUAUAAAUUAAUUGCUACCGGUAGUCAAAACUCAGUACUGUAUGAGCAAGCAUUGGAGAACUUGGCCAAACCAAGAUUGCCAAAUUAUAAAAUGUAAAGCAAUCAUUUUAAUAGAUUUUAAAAGAAAGUUAAUAUUCAAAUUUCUUUUAGAAUAUCUGCUAUCUGCUUGUCAACUUAAUGGACAAUUUACAAAAAUAUUAAUCAAAGUGGAAUACAACAGAAUUGAAAAAAAAAAAUUUUACCUAAUUGUUUGAAUCUCAGUAUAUUUCUGUAACAUAGUUGUAGCUCUGAUAAUGUAUCAUUUUCUACAUUAAAGCUUGUACAUAAUAGCA
Molecule: messenger RNA, 2285 nt
Organism: Lytechinus variegatus (green sea urchin)
Lineage: Eukaryota; Metazoa; Echinodermata; Echinoidea; Temnopleuroida; Toxopneustidae
Product: aquaporin-8-like
Exons: 5
Coding region: 130-951 (273 amino acids)
Biological process (GO): transmembrane transport
Cellular component (GO): plasma membrane
Molecular function (GO): water channel activity
Source: RefSeq, a predicted model, not a curated record